This is a messenger RNA of Aphis gossypii (cotton aphid), 2262 nucleotides long. RefSeq names its product cytochrome P450 4C1. The record is from RefSeq and is a predicted model, not a curated record. The transcript has 11 exons. Gene Ontology annotation, molecular function: oxidoreductase activity, acting on paired donors, with incorporation or reduction of molecular oxygen; iron ion binding; monooxygenase activity. Bases 287 to 1819 code for a protein of 510 amino acids. NCBI's taxonomy places the organism in Eukaryota, Metazoa, Arthropoda, Insecta, Hemiptera, Aphididae.
CACAACAAAACAACGCCAGACUAGUACCGAUGAUCGUCAUACACGCUUUAGCGUUUUACCGAGCACAUCGCCUGAGCAGCUUUACGAUAGGUUCAACUGCGGCUGUAACGUGAUAAAAAUAUAAUUUACAAUAUUACACAUUAUAAUAUAAUACUGACAAAGACGACGUCCAAUAAUAUCGUUAUAAAUUUAAAAUAAACAUUAUAUUAAGUCGUUUACCGAAAUAGCGACGCAAAGUGAUAGAUACACGAUUAACUUUGAACGACUUACCUCGGCCGUAAGAAAAAUGAUCGAAUUCAACAUUUACAGUGCAGUGUUAAUGCCGUUGGCUGGAUUAAUAUUGUAUGCGGUAUGGUCGCGUCUCCGUAUGCCACUGGAAUACCGACAGAUCUCGUCUCACGUGCCAUCAGUUACGAAAACCUUUUGGAGUGAAAUGCUAUUUUCGUGGAAACUUGCGAUGCUAAAACCCAUAGAUAUAUUGCCAUUUUUAACGGAUUUAAUAAGAACAAUUGGUCCAGUAGUCCACUUUAACCUUUCAGGCCGAUCAUACGUUUUGCUAAACGAUCCAGAUGAUUUAAAAAUUCUACUGUCCAGUACCCAAUACAUCAAAAAAGGUCCAGAGUAUGACAUGUUGAAACCUUGGCUGAACGAAGGUCUUUUGUUGAGUUCGGGUCAGAAAUGGCAAAACCGGCGGAAGCUCCUUACCAAUACGUUUCACUUCAAGACAUUGGACAUGUACAAUCCUUCCCUUAACAGACAUUCGCGUAUUUUAAUUGAUAAGCUAUUGAAUGCGUCUGCGAAUGGCAAUAGAGAAAUCUCCAUCCCUGAAUACAUUACUUUGUGUUCUCUGGACAUGAUUUGUGAAACUAUAAUGGGAACUGAGAUGAAUGCUCAAGAAGGUAAAUCGACUCAAUAUGUUCAUUCGAUUAAAAGUGCUUGCAAAUCAGUGAUUGAACGCAUUUUCAAAUUUUGGCUGUGGAAUGAUUUAGUAUAUAAAAUGAGCGAAAGUGGUCAAAGUUUUUUUAAUUCAAUCAAAGUGCUACAUGCGUUUACUGAUAAUGUAAUUAAAAGUAAACGAGCAUCGUUGAAUAACUCAGGAAUUGAAAAAAUGCAAUCAGACAGUAAAUUUGAAAAAACCAAAAAGAAAUCGUUCUUGGACUUACUUCUUAACGUCUUGAAUGACACGCCAGAUCAGAUGACCGAUAAAGACAUUCGUGAGGAAGUAGAUACAUUUCUUUUUGAAGGCCAUGACACAACUUCCAUUGCGAUGACAAUGAUUUUGGUUUUGCUAGGCAUGCAUUCAGAUAUACAAGAACAAGCUAGGGAUGAGAUGCGUAGCAUUUUUGAAGACUCUGAUAGAGAUGCUACGAUGGAAGAUUUAAAUGCCAUGAAAUAUUUAGAAGCCGUAAUCAAAGAAUCGCUUAGAGUGUAUCCAAGUGUGCCAGCUUUUACGAGAGAACUAGAAAAGCCAUUACAACUCAAAAACUACAUUAUUCCUCCAUUGACUACAAUAACAGUAUAUCCCUUUAUUUUACAUCGUAAUGAAGACAUAUAUCCAAAUCCUGAAGAAUUUAUUCCCGAAAGAUUUUUAGAAGAAAAAAAUAAAGCAAAUUUUCUAUUCGGAUAUUUACCGUUUAGCGCCGGCGCCAGAAACUGUAUUGGACAAAAGUAUGCAAUGAAUCAAAUGAAAAUAGUUGUAUCGACUAUUUUACGUAAUGCUAAAAUUGAAACCUUAGGAUGUAAAGAAGACAUUCAAAUUAGUAGUCAAUUAAUCAUAAGAAUAGAGUCACUUCCAAAGAUGAAAUUUUAUAAACUUUAAUAAAUUAUUUAUAGCAUAAUGAAUAGUGUAUAGAAUCUAUACGUCAUCAUCUAUACUAUAGAUUAAUAGAUCAAUAUAUUUGUAACCAUUUUAUUUAUUUUAUUUAAAUACAUAAUUUGUAAGUUUCCAAUUACUUAUAUCCAAGUAUUAUAUAUAUGGUAUGUUUUUUUUAUAUAAAAUAAACUUAAAUUUUAACUAAAAAGUAAGAAGUAUUGUCAAAUUUUUAACAGUACGAAAAUGUCAACAAUAGUGUUAUUUAUAAGUGGCGGGGAGGGGAAUUUACAUCAAUAUCUAUCUUACAUUGACGUCUAUUAGUUUAAAUUUGCACCAUAUAAGUGCUUACCUAUAAUAAUUUUUUUUUAACUGGGACAAGUUUAGAAAAAAACUAUAAUAUUAAUUUGAAAACUAUACUAUAUGAAAUAAAUAGUCGAUUUUGAUAAAAA